Molecule: messenger RNA, 2142 nt
Organism: Plenodomus lingam JN3
Lineage: Eukaryota; Fungi; Ascomycota; Dothideomycetes; Pleosporales; Leptosphaeriaceae
Source: RefSeq, a predicted model, not a curated record
AUGCUAGCGCUACCCGCAAGACGUCAGCAACAUCAACAUCAACAUCAACAUCAUCAUACGCCAACCACAUCGUCAUCCUCACUCCCCACAUACCAAGCAUACCAACAACUACCUCCCUCUUUCCCGUCACAACAGCUCUUUGACCAAAAGCUGCUCAACGACUAUCUCGAGUCUCAGCAGCAAGCAUUCGGCAACGCCGUCGUCGACGUUGGCUCUAGCUCAUACAUGACGACCGCCUGUCCUGACUACGCAAAUCCGAAUCCGGCCAUCCGCGUCCAACAGUGCACGCCAACACCCCCGUCCCAGCAGAACGGGUUCUCGCAAACGUCCAUGCUGCCGACCAACACCAGUAGCAGUGGACGUGAGUCCUGGCAAUCAUCGUAUGGUAACCUGCAGCAUCAGUCUCUGCAGGCACCAGCACAGAACCGUGUCAAGGGUCACCAGCGUGCAUCCUCGUCGUCGUCGUCUGUAGGCUCCAGCGCUUCACAAUACCAAUCGGCGACCCCGUCGACAGGGUACCAGCCAUUCAACCAUCAUCUUCCAACACCGACACAUACACCGACACAAGACUCCUUUAUGAACAGCAACAGCUUCAACAACUACACGCCCACGUCUGGCAACAUGGAUCAGACAAUGGCUGCACACAUGUCGAUGAAGCAGGCCCUCAUAGAGCAGAGCGACGAGGUUCCAGACUUUGCGCAUUCGGCACGACAGUCAGUGUCCAGCUACGGCCACGACUCACCGGCAACACCACAUACCGCACAUGACGAGAUGGACUACAAGAUGUCUACAACUGGUGAGACUCUCUGCAAGGUGGACUCGUGGCUCUUCAACGAGUACUGUACUUACUAUGACGACCUAGACUCGAGGCCGGUGCCCAAGUUCGAGAGGACUUAUACAGACAUCGCUGCCGACAACUUCUACGAUCCUAACGCGGUGGCUGCGCAACCAGCGUCGCAAUCAAAGCCGAGUCAGUCAUCAUUGUUGUCGCCAUACCGAAAUAACACGACGGAUAAUGUCCAACGUGCUCUUCAGGCCGCACAAUACGCGCGCUCCCAUUCACCCCCCAGCACUGCCUCGAGAGGCGAUUCUCCAUUCCGUCGAGGCUCACCUUACCGUCAACCGAGCAACAACUUUAACCCUGCCAUGAUUGGUAGUGCUGCAGCUACACGUGAACAAACUCGUCAAGCGGAUGCAGCCUAUGCGAUGAAGUCGCAGAUGCAGAACAACGAAGAGGCUGAGGUCAAGACAAUAUCACCCAAGGAUGCCCUUCUGGACUACCGAGAAAAUGAUGAGGACUCAAAGGCACCACUGUUCCCGGAAAGUGGCGCUAACAAGUAUGAUGGCCAAUACAACGGUGGCGACCAAUACAGAAACGCCACACUAUCCAACUUUGACACUACAUCAUCACAAUCCUUCCAACGCGAAAACUGGCAAACACCGCAAUACUCUCAGAAUUAUUCCACUGCUUCGGCCCCAUCACUACAGCAGUCACCUGGUUUCAACUUCAUCACGCCAUCAUCCGUGCAAGCCAAUCUACACGGGCUACCGUCGGCGGCCACUUCCCAGUAUCGCUCCACGUCGUCCAACAUGUCAUCCGCUGUGGAUCAAACACCAGAAUUCCCAGCGCAUUUGACAUCAAUGGAAUCGAGUGCCAGCGAGGCUGAGCCACCGAGUGGCAGCCAGAACAGCGCUCUCUCCGAUCGUCAUCUGACCAAGCCGGCGUCGACAGGCGCUGAGUCGGGGACGUAUUCGUGCACAUACCACGGCUGUUCGCAGCGUUUCGAAACCCCACAGAAGCUCCAGAAGCACAAGCGCGAGGGUCAUCGAAAUGCCAACCUCAGCAAUGCGAUGACAUCAGCGGCUAUCUUGGAACGCAACUCACAGGCGGGGCCCCACAAGUGCGAGCGCAUCAACCCAACGACCGGGAAGCCUUGCAACACCGUUUUUUCUCGUCCGUACGACCUGACACGACACGAAGACACCAUUCACAACGGGCGCAAGCAAAAAGUUCGCUGUGCACUGUGUGUUGAGGAAAAGACUUUUUCGCGCAACGAUGCACUGACACGGCAUAUGCGGGUUGUGCACCCUGAGGUCGACUUUCCUGGAAAGCACCGAAGGCGAGGGGGGAACCAUGACUGA